Messenger RNA from Copidosoma floridanum, 1741 nucleotides. Its product is annotated as mitochondrial outer membrane protein SLC25A46. The record is from RefSeq and is a predicted model, not a curated record. Lineage: Eukaryota; Metazoa; Arthropoda; Insecta; Hymenoptera; Encyrtidae. Gene Ontology annotation, biological process: mitochondrial membrane fission; mitochondrial fission. Gene Ontology annotation, cellular component: mitochondrial outer membrane.
UAUUGUUUGGAUCACAGUUGAGUCAAUUGUAAUAGUUGAGCUUUUGCAAGUAGGUAGAUAUGUUACUUCGUGAAAUCUUGUGUUUACCAUCAGUUAUAACGAAAGAAUGGGCGACUUGAAUUAUUCCGAGCUUACUCGUCGUGGGCCUCCGAACCCAAAUAUGCCUUGGGAAGGAGCUGCUUCUCUUACCCCUACAGGCUACCCUACAGUCUAUCGCGGCCGCGAGGUCAUUCGACCCCUUGAAAUACCAAAUUAUCAUCCUCUUGUCGAGGACAGUCCAAUCAACGAUAAUGAUGCAAUGGUCAAACAGAUCAUUGGCAAAGGCUGUGGUCUCGCCAGCUUAAUCACAGAGAACUUGUUGAUACAUCCGUUUAUUGUUUUAAGGAGGCAAUGUCAAGUCAAUCCCAUUUCAAAAAAAUAUCACGUGGUGCCAAUAACUUUGAUACCUGUUAUCAUAAGGUUGCAUCAAACACAAGGAUUAAAUACCCUUUGGAAGGGAAUAGGCUCAGUUUUGCUUGUAAGGGGUCUGACUCUUGCUGUUGAAGAUCUGGUCUCCAAAGUAACACCAUGGCCCAAAGAAUUAACUCAUCUUUCAUUCAAAAGCUUAGGACAACACAUUCUUUUGAAAUGUGUAUCCAUUGGAGUAGUGACACCAUUUUAUUCAGCUUCAUUGGUGGAAACUGUACAAUCCGAAGUUGCCUCUGAAAGACCUGGUGUCUUGGAUGUGUUCCGCGAUGGUGCAAUAAGAUUACUCGAUGUAGGAAACAAGGGGCGUCUCAUUCCUAUUUAUGCCCUAUUACCACCUACUAUUGUAUGUAGUGUUGUUAAAUAUCUCUUUACUAUUUCUGUCAAAUCAAUUGCCAGUCACAUCAUGAGGACUAGGCAUAAAUAUACUCAAGAAUCGCAGGGAGCAUACAGUCGAGAUUUGAUAUCCGAAUCGGCUGCACAAGACAUAGAAAUACAAUCUGUGUUGAUUUCUAUGUUCACAGCCGAAGUUAUUUUUUAUCCGUUUGAAACUGUAAUUCAACGUCUCCAUUUGCAGGGCACUCGUACUAUAAUAGAUAAUUUGGACACGGGGCGCAGUGUCACAGCUCUGCUAACGGAUUAUAGCGGAGCUGCAGAUUGUUAUCGUAAUAUCAUUUCUACCGAAGGUCCCUUAGGAUUGUACAAAGGUUUUGGAGCUUUGAUUAUGCAAUUUGCUGUACAUGUUUUAGUAUUAAAAUCCACUAAGUGGAUUUUAACAGAAGUAGGUACAUUUUUAAGACCUAAACAAAAAAUACCGAAAUCUGCACCACCGUCAUAUUAUGAAAUUUAAAAGAUAAAAAUAUUAAAACCGAUAUUUUAUUCAUGAUUUUUAUGUAAAAAUAGAUUUUUUAAAUGUAGAAAUCUUGUAUGAUGUUUCUUUGCAUAGAGUGCUGCACUUUAAUUCGUAGCUUUCUGAUUUUUUUUUUUUUUUAAGAUCCUGUAUAUAAACGUUAAAUUUGUUUAAAUUUGUUAAAACAAUUUUUAUGUAAAUACACAACUUCGCGGUUCUUUGAUUCCUGUGGCAUCGCAUAUUGUGAGUAUAUUAGAUUAUUGGAUUUGCGACGCCACUAGAAUUGUAGACAUGCCCAAAACUUACUCUAAUUUUAUACAUAGCUAGUCAUAGACCUUUGUUGUAAUCAAAUUAAUCAAUCAUUCUAUAAAUGUAUACUAUUUAUAAUUAUACAGUGAACAAAACAUUAAAGGGAUUUCAAAAAUA